UCGGGGCUGGUGCAGGGCAGAGGGGGAGUUCUGCAGGGUCAAAAAUACACAGGAGCUGCAAAUCAGAGACCUCAGCAGACCUGCGCAACUUUUCUAACAAGCACAGUUUGUUUUUUUUAUUUUUGUUUUUUUUUUGUUUUUACUACUUUUGAUUUAAACCCUGGUCGCUGCAAAGAUGACCACAGCCGUGGUGUCGCCUUUCUUCGACUUCGAAGUAAUGAACAAGAACAACAAACUGCUCAGCUACAACAACAACUUGGGUGCCCCCCAUCCCAUGUCUGUCCCUUGCACUGGCACUAAUGUGCCCAUCUCCAGCCCCGCCGGAGCCCUGCUGGACAGGAAGGCGGUGGGAUCUCCCUCAGUGGGAGGCGUGUACCAGCGGCGGCACUCUGUCAGCAGCACAAAGUUCAGCCAGAACCAGUUUCUGAACAGCCUGAAGGCAGCGGACCACUCCUCGCUCAUCUCAGGGGUUGGCAACAAAGAGAACCGCAUGCGAGACCGCUCCUUUUCUGAGACGGGAGAGAGGCCCCUCAACAAGUGUCUGGGCCCUGCCAGUCCCACCAGCGGCGGCAGCCAAGUGAACUCCAGCCGUUACAAGACGGAGCUUUGCAGGCCCUUCGAGGAGAAUGGCUCCUGCAAGUACGGAGACAAAUGCCAGUUUGCUCAUGGAAUCCAUGAACUUCGCAGCCUGAGCCGCCAUCCCAAAUACAAAACUGAGCUGUGCCGCACCUUCCACACCAUCGGUUUCUGCCCAUACGGGCCUCGCUGCCAUUUCAUCCACAAUGCUGAGGAGCGCCGUGGACCUCCCCAGCAGUGCUCCCCUCUUAACUCCUCCAACAGGAUGGAGAAGCCUCGACUGCAGCACAGCUACAGCUUUGCAGGCUUUUCCAGCUCAGCUGGGCUGAGAGACAGCCCCACCUCGGUCACCCCUCCACCCAUGUUCUUCCCUGAUGAGGUCCCCGACUGGCCCAGCAGUAACCCCUUCACCUACUCCAGCCAGGAGCUGGCCAACCUGUUCGGGCCCAGCCUCAGUGCUGGUCCUGUAGGCACAGAGCCCAACACCCCUGCACCUCCCUCUCCAACAAGCACGCCUUACUAUUUCAGACCCAUGUUGGAGUCCCCUCAGAUGUUCGAGUCUCCAUCCAGCCCUCCCGACUCUCUGUCAGACCAAGAGGGCUAUCAGAGCAGCUCUGGAGGCAGCCUUAGUGGCUCUGAGUCCCCCACGCUGGAUACCACCCGCCGCCUUCCCAUCUUCAGCCGCCUUUCCAUCUCUGAUGACUAGACUGCACGCACCCACCAGUGACUUUACGUUCGAUGACACAAAGAGAACACGGCACUCCCCUCUACCUCUGCCCUUUUCCUAUGCUUCCCUGACACAACACCGUGUUAGUUCCUUGUUAGCAUUGUAAGGAUGUAAUCAAUUAAGGGAACUCUCAGCUCAAAUUCAUCAUUUCACCCCUGUAAAUCCGCACAGCAAGUUUUAAAAAGUACCCUGCCAUGUGUCAUAGUGCCAAAAAAAAGGAGAGGAAAUUGAACAAUGAAAAUCACAAGAACAAGAAUUGACUGUUUUGCCAGGUGCCACUUGUUUUUUUUUUUUCUUUCAUUCUUCUUUAUUUGUUCUUGAAUGUGUAGCAGCACAAGUGGCCUUGGAAAGGGGAGUGCAUUGCACUAGCCCCCCCCCACCCCAAACCCCUUCUCCCUCCCUCCUCCCUGACGAUACCACUUCCCCUGAGCUAGCUAGAGGGUGCUCACUAACGUAACUGUAGAUCUACCGCAGCCGUUUUUACAGACUGAGUUAAGACAAAAAGGAAAAAAAAUAAAGACCCUGAAAAGAUAUGAAUAGUUUUUAAAAGAGAAAAAAGUGCCUGGGGCGGUUUCUGCAUGUGUUUAGGGUGAAUGGACUACUGUUUGUUUUUGGUUCUUUCUCAUUUGCCCCCUUCCACCCCCCUUGUCACGGUUCUUCUCAAGCCCUGUCUUAUGUAAUUGUGGACUGGGUGAGUCUGCAGGAAGGACUUUGAACUGGAAGUUGGUUAUGUCCCCCCCCCCUCCUGAGUUUUCUCCUCCUGUUGCUGGUCACUGGCUCUUCUUUUUUUCUUUUUUUUUUUUGGGAAGGAAGUCUUGAUAUCAAACUGAUCAUUAAACCUGUAAGACUUUGUCCUGCCUCUCAACCCUGCCCCCCCGCCUUCAUCCUCACCGAUCUGGGGAAUUCCAGCAUUCCCAUGGUGCAGUUAUACAUCCUGCGACUUGACGAGAUCGGAUCUCCAAGCUAUUUUACUUUACCCCCCCCCCCCCCCCCACUUUAGUACCUGCUCCGAGGAGCAAUCUGUACUCAUUACAUCCCUUUUUUUGCUUUCUUUAUUUGAUAAUUAUUUUUUAUUAAUGUUAUUAUUACGGUUAUUAUUGUUUGAAAAAAACUUUCCAGACAGAAGGUUUGCUUGUCACUGCUUAUUUAACUUAUCAGAACAUAUUUAUUGCUGAUCAUAUGCAUUUUUUUGUUAAUUUUGUUUUGUAUUUAUCUGGAUAAUGAACAAUAGAAUAUAUUUUCUUUUAUGUUAAAUUAUGAUCUUCCAUAUUAAUCUAAAGAUUGUGAAGACGUUUUUGUCAGUUUUCCUUUUUUUCACAGUUUAAUAUAUUGUACUUCAAUGACUUUUGUUCUGCAACUACACUUUGUCAAAAAUGAAACUUAAUUUAAAGCAACAAAAAAAAGCAAAAAAAGACGUUUUGCGUUUUGAUUAUUUAUUGUACUUUUUUUUUUUUUUUUUUCUUACUCCCUCUUAUUGGACUGCAAUUCCAUCUAAAGUAGAUUUUGCUUGUAUUCAUUCCUGACGUUUCCCCCUUCACAUCUUACAAUAAUCUGACAGUAACAGUAGCAAACUGUUAUCACAUUAAUUCACCUCGUCUGGUUUCGUCUCAGAUCUUCUGAGUUAUUUACUCACAGUACUUGGGUUGAUGGUGGAAGUAAAGGGGUGCUGACAGACCCCUCACAUCACUGGUUUAGGAGAGUCUCCACGUUAGACGACUGGUUAUGUCGAAAUGUCUUGUUCUUAACACCCAGUCUGUUAUUACAAGCAAUAGCUGUGACCAAAUGGGUUGAGGAAAGUUUGUUUUUCUUUUUAAUUUGAUUGGAUGCUUGAUGCACUUGCUUGGCCCCCUCUUGACCAUUGGAAGUGCCUCUUUGAAUACAUUCCAGGUAGCUAAGGCUUUCUCUGCCUUUUUAUAUUUGAUAAAAUGGAGGACAAUUAAGGUUUUUUUUUUUUUUUUUUAAAGUCACUUGUUCUGUGUUGCCUUCACGUGUUUUGGAAGAGGUGAACAGAUUUUUGACACAAAGAAAGUAAAACAGUUGAAUGUAUUUUUUCAGCCAUGUUUUUUCACUACAGUAAUUUCUGUGAGUUUAUAUGAAAACCUGUUUUUUUUCUCCCUCUUUUGUAAGUAUUGAUUGCAGUUAAGUCAAUAAACCCCGUAUUUUUUGAAAAGUUAAA
Messenger RNA from Epinephelus moara (kelp grouper), 3479 nucleotides. It is a transcript of the gene zfp36l1a, whose product is annotated as zinc finger protein 36, C3H type-like 1a. The record is from RefSeq and is a predicted model, not a curated record. The transcript has 2 exons. Gene Ontology annotation, molecular function: metal ion binding; mRNA binding. NCBI's taxonomy places the organism in Eukaryota, Metazoa, Chordata, Actinopteri, Perciformes, Serranidae. The coding region runs from base 176 to 1282 and encodes 368 amino acids.